This is a messenger RNA of Jatropha curcas, 3260 nucleotides long. RefSeq names its product RING/U-box superfamily protein. Gene Ontology annotation, cellular component: chromatin. Gene Ontology annotation, biological process: protein sumoylation. NCBI's taxonomy places the organism in Eukaryota, Viridiplantae, Streptophyta, Magnoliopsida, Malpighiales, Euphorbiaceae. The record is from RefSeq and is a predicted model, not a curated record. Gene Ontology annotation, molecular function: zinc ion binding; SUMO ligase activity.
CUAAAUUCAGGAUUAAUUUAGCCUUUUCAUGUAUGCCCGACAAAACCACUCCUUUCACAAAUCAACAACAGAACCUAAGAAGCAUUCUCAUAAUUAAAUUCAACACCGAACCGUUUUACCUUACCAAAUUUCAGAGCAUGAUAUAGAGCACCAUACGUUUUUAGGAAGUUAUAGCGUCCAGCGGUUACAGACUGAAGAGUCUGACACAGAGAAAGCAGAGUGAAAUGACGGGAACGGUGAUGCCACCAUCGGCGAGGGCGGGGUUAGGACUGACGGUGGGAGCGGGACAGAAGAUGUCGGCGUCGUUUGCGAACUCCUUCAGAGUAGCCGCUGUAGCCGACCGAUUAGCAGUUCACAUUCAAUCUGGCAGCGGUAGUAACGCCACCGAGUUUUUUGGUCUAUGCCUCUCACUCGCUAGAGGCAUUGAUUAUGCAGUUGCAAACAACGAGGUUCCAGCCAAAGCUAAAGAUUUACCUUCAUUAUUGAAACAGAUCUGCCAUCGGAAAAAUGAUCUUUUCUUACAAGCGGCUAUCAUGGUUCUUAUGAUUUCUGUCAAGAGUGCUUGUCACAAUGGAUGGUUUUCAGAUAACGAAUCUCGAGAACUUUAUACUCUUGCUAAUGAGAUUGGAAACAGCUUUUGCAAUCCCGGAGACAUUAGUACUGUACCAAGCGAUUCUCAUUUCAUUAUCACAAAAAUUAUGUCCAGAUUCUAUCCCCGGAUGAAAAUGGGGCAGAUACUCGCAUCUCUUGAAGUUAAGUCUGGUUAUGGAGCAUACAUGAUUGACUUUCACAUUUCAAAGAAUACAUCACACUCUCCAGACGAAAAAAUAAGGUUAUUUGUGGCACAGAGAGAUAAUGUUGAGACAUCAGCAUGUAUUAUAAGUCCACAACAAGUGAACUUUCUGUUAAAUGGAAAGGGAGUAGAGAAAAGAAAUAAUGUUUCACUGGACCCAGGACCACAGAUGCCGACUAAUGUGACUGCAAUGCUUAAAUAUGGAACAAAUCUUCUUCAAGCUGUUGGUCAGUUUAAUGGUAAUUAUAUCAUAGCCGUUGGUUUUAUGAGCGAGGUACCAUUACCUGGGACUUCUGUGUUACCGGAUUAUGUUCAGUCUGAUGCUGCAGUAGCAGAUCCAGAUUCUGAUAUAAUCGAGGGGCCAUCACGUGUAUCACUUAAUUGUCCCAUAAGUUAUUCACGUAUCAGAACACCUAUAAAAGGACAUUCAUGCAAGCAUCUUCAGUGUUUUGAUUUUAGUAACUUCAUUGAGAUAAAUUCAAGAAGGCCCUCUUGGCGCUGCCCACAUUGUAAUCAGCAUGUAUGCUACAGUGAUAUUCGUGUCGAUCAGAACAUGGUUAAGGUUCUGAAAGAAGUGGGAGAGAAUGUUGUUAAUGUGAUCAUCUCUGUUGAUGGAUCAUGGAAGGCUGUCAUGGAAAGUGAUGAAAAUAUGGAUCAUUCAUGCAAAGAGCCUGUUAAUUGCCAGAAAGAAACACCUGAACAGCAAGAACCUGCUACUUCCUUAAUUCCCUCUGUUUUGGACCUCACAGAGGAUGAUGAUAGGAUGGAUGCUAUGAGCACAAGUGAUGUUGAAGACAGGAAGCCUUUUCAGUCUAGUUUUCAAUCUCAAAGUGUUGCCACUAAUUUAACCAUGCCAUCACAUGAUACAAAUGUGUUUGACCAGAAUGCUUCUGAUCAACUGAUGGAUGAGUUAUUGUCUGGUUACUUAAAUGAUGGGUCUGGGGCCUCCAUUGCUGGAUUGUGUACGCAAACAGUUAAUGGCAUCCCUGAGUCAUCUCCUGGAAAUGCUAUGACUUCCUCUGUGUCAAGUGAUGCCAUUUCUCCUGUUCUUAACUGUAAUUUUGGGGGUCAUGGAAAUAAUAGUCUUACUUCUUUAACACAGACUCAAUUUUCUGCUUCUGGUGAUUUACACCAACUUGUCAACGCAGCUGUAAACAAUGAGUAUGGGAGAUUCACAAAUAUACCCAGACAUGUAAACAGAACUUCUAUAGCAGUUCAGGCCCUCGCAGUUGCAUCUCAAAUAUCAGCUCAACAACAAAGAUCAAGAACCAAUUUGAAUGGUGAAAAUCCCAAUGGUGCCCCCCAGACUUCUCAGCCUACCCUGCCAGCGGCAAAUGGUUUUAAUACUGCUUCCAUAUCCCAUACAAAUGCUCAUCAAGGUUUGAACAGGGUUGCAUCCCCAAUUCCGCAUUACCCAACAGGACAGAAUCGUCAAGAUCGACCAUAUGUUUCGGGACAAUCAUUCCAACAAGUUAAUCCACUUCAACUCCUCAGAGCGCCUAGGUUUAGGAAUGAAUCUCAGAAUUUACAUCAGCUGCAAGCUCUUCAGAUGCCACAAUCCAGGAGUCAAUCUCCAACUGUAGUUCGAUUAUCUUCCCCUCUCCCACGGGUUCAAACCCCGCAAGGGGCUGCACAAGUUGGGGCUGGCAUCCAACAAACUAGGUUUGGAGGUGUUGCUCCACGACCAGUCCAGAUGCCUAGACAGCCACCAUCCGUGCCAGUUCUAAUGCAAACAUCCAGGGUGAACUUGAACUCAAAUACUGACAGGACUUGGGCACCACCAGCAGUGCAGAGGGGAAAUGUUGGUGCAGCAGGACAAGUGAAUACUGGUGCUGAUGGUGUUGAGCAGAAUUGGCAACCAACAGGACGAAUGCGUGGACGCCUAUCUGGUCAGGCUGCUGCAGCUUAUAGAGACUUGAUAAUUCAACCUACCCAAACAACUCAAGCUCCACAACCACCAGUGACCUCUACCCAAAGAACUCAAGCUCCACAACCACCAGUGAUUUCAACCCCUCCUAGCAUUUCAUCCCAGCUGCAGCAUAACCUUUCACCCCAGCUGCAGGCAUUUCUAGCUAAUGGCAGAAAUUUCUACGUUCCUCAAAAUAAUCCAGCAACUCAACCUGCAAGUAUGAAUGGAAGUUCUGGUUCUCUGCCGUGAGUUGUGAUAGGUAUAAUAUUAUACUGAGAUUACUAUCCAGGCAGAUGGAGGCUGCUAGACGGCUGUAUAUAUUUAUGUAAGCAAGAAGAAUAGCCAGUUUUGGAUCACUUGGUCACUUGCAAGUUUUGUGUAGAGAUCUGAGGUCACUUUGUAAAUAGGCAGUUUCCUGUGGGAGUUAUUGACUUGUAGGAUCAGGUCGGGUUCUUAGUUUAAUGCUCUCUCUUCCCAAGUGACGUUUUGUUGGUCAGUGGGGCAGACAAAUGCAUUUAGUUUAUUUAUAGAAAUCAUAAAGAUUUUGAUAUUUGCUCA